This is a messenger RNA of Paramecium sonneborni, 1155 nucleotides long. Lineage: Eukaryota; Ciliophora; Oligohymenophorea; Peniculida; Parameciidae. The record is from the annotation of a GenBank genome assembly.
GGAUAACUUAACAAAUUGUUUUCAACUAAUUUUCUUUAAGAAAUUAAUGAAGAUUCAGGGAGUGUUUGGAUCUCUUGCUAGGAAAAAUCAAAAGUUUCACAAAUUUUUACAUAACAAAUUUAUAAAAUAUUAGAAAGAUGUGAUUCUUUAUAAGGAAUAAUGAUAUAUCAUUCUGUAGGUGGAGGUUUUGGAGGAAGUUAUGCAUCAUAUUUAUUGUCCUAAUUUGAAGAUGAUUUUUCGAAAGUAAUUAAAUCAACUGUUUCUUUUUUAUCAUCAGAUUAGAACUCUUCUUCAACAAUCGUUGAGCCAUAUAACUCUGUUUUCACAAUAAAUCAAUUAAAAAAAUUUUCUGACUUUAAUAUUUUUAUUGAUAACCAUGCACUUCUUAAAGUUUGUGAGAACUAAUUAGAUUUAGAUUAGGCAAAUUAUGAUAUUUUUAAUAGAAUGAUUACUUAGAUGGUAUCGUCAAUUACAUCGUCAUAAAGAUUCAAUAAAGAUCAAUUCAUAGAUCUUUUGGAUUUGUAUUAAAAUUUAGUUUAACUACCGCAAUUACAAUUUUUACAUAGUUCAUUUGCUCCUUUUAUUUCAAAAGAUAAAGAAAAUACUAAAAUAAUUACUUUAUCUUCAAUUUCGGAAUCCCUUUUUAAUGAAGUAGGAUCAUUUAUGAAAUAUUCGCCAGAUCAUUUAAAAUAUUUUGGAGCUAAUUUAUUUUUUUAAGGAGAUUGUUCUUAUUAAGAAAUAUAAUCAACUAUAACUGAUCUUAAAUCUUUUAAAUCGAUUAAUUUUGCAGACUGGGUCCCAUUCAAUUAUCAAAUAGCCUUCAGUUAAAAAAGCACUAUUUAAUUUCCAAAUUGUGAGUUAGGUAGAACAAGUAAAACUGCUUGUUUAGUUGCUAAUUCUUUACAAAUAUUGAACCCUAUGAAAAAUAUUUAAUCUAGGUUUAAAAAUUUGUAUUAAAGAAAGUGCUUCCUUCACUGGUUUUUAACAAGAACUGAUAUGAAAGAAUCAUAAUUUCAAGAGGAUUUAGAAUUGUUUUCCUCUUUGAUUCUAAAUUACGAAGAAUUAAAGUCUAUUGAUUAAAUUUAAGAAAAAAUAAAUUAUGAGGAUGAAGUUUCGAUUGAAGAAGCAAGAGAUUAAAUAAAUGAUAAUAAAUGA